Molecule: messenger RNA, 363 nt
Organism: Saccharomyces mikatae IFO 1815
Lineage: Eukaryota; Fungi; Ascomycota; Saccharomycetes; Saccharomycetales; Saccharomycetaceae
Gene: RPL35A
Product: 60S ribosomal protein uL29
Exons: 2
Coding region: 1-363 (120 amino acids)
Biological process (GO): maturation of LSU-rRNA from tricistronic rRNA transcript (SSU-rRNA, 5.8S rRNA, LSU-rRNA); translation
Cellular component (GO): cytosolic large ribosomal subunit; ribosome
Molecular function (GO): structural constituent of ribosome; mRNA binding
Source: RefSeq, a predicted model, not a curated record
AUGGCCGGUGUUAAAGCUUACGAACUAAGAACCAAGUCCAAGGAACAAUUGGCUUCCCAAUUGGUUGAUUUGAAGAAGGAAUUGGCUGAAUUGAAGGUCCAAAAGUUGUCCAGACCUUCUUUGCCAAAGAUCAAGACUGUCAGAAAGAGUAUCGCUUGUGUCUUGACCGUCAUCAACGAACAACAAAGAGAAGCUGUCAGACAAUUAUACAAGGGUAAGAAAUACCAACCAAAGGAUUUGAGAGCCAAGAAGACCAGAGCUUUGAGAAGAGCUUUGACCAAAUUCGAAGCUUCCCAAGUUACUGAAAAACAAAGAAAGAAGCAAAUCGCCUUCCCACAAAGAAAGUACGCUAUUAAGGCUUAA